Messenger RNA from Sipha flava (yellow sugarcane aphid), 2118 nucleotides. RefSeq names its product ATP-binding cassette sub-family G member 4-like. Gene Ontology annotation, molecular function: ATP hydrolysis activity; ABC-type transporter activity; ATP binding. The transcript is spliced from 12 exons. The coding region runs from base 200 to 2029 and encodes 609 amino acids. Lineage: Eukaryota; Metazoa; Arthropoda; Insecta; Hemiptera; Aphididae. Gene Ontology annotation, cellular component: plasma membrane. The record is from RefSeq and is a predicted model, not a curated record.
UAGUAUAUUAAAUCAUAUUGAACCGAUACGCUGUAUUCCCCGGUCAGUCGCGUGUGAGUGCAGUACGUGGGACCGUCCGUCGUACUAAUACAGUAGGAACCAAACACCUAUUACAGUCGUAGCCGAUGCAUCAAUAUUUUCCAAUCACAUUUCACUCACAGAUCAACUGCAUAGUUCACCCUAAGCAAGCUGCGAGUCUAUGGAGUCGAAUAAUGAUGCAAACAGAGUAUGCGAGCCAAAAGGGUUGUUCAUCAAAGACAGGAAACAAGAACCAAUCGAGCUAAGAUUUAGCAACUUGUAUUAUACAGUCUCACUUGGAUUUCGAAAAGGUACUAAAGAUGUUCUUAAGAAUAUCAAUGGCAUUUUUGCACCAAAUCAAUUGGUGGCUAUUAUGGGACCUUCGGGAGCCGGUAAAUCUUCUCUCUUGGAUGUUUUAUCUGGAUACAACUUGAAAGGUGUCCGAGGAAACGUUACGGUCAACGGUAAUGAAAGGCGUUUAGACAGUUUUCGUAGGGUGUCUUGCUAUAUCCAACAAGACGAUCGUUUGCAACCAUUGUUAACAGUCAACGAGAACAUGCAUAUUGCCGUAAACCUUAAACUCACCAUGGACAAGUCUCAAAAAUACAAAGAUGCCGUGGUAAAUGAAAUUUUAUCCACUUUGGGUCUUGAAAAAACUAAAAAUACGAGAACCGUGAGAUUAUCUGGCGGUCAAAAGAAAAGACUUUCAAUAGCUCUAGAACUAAUUAACAAUCCAAUGGUAAUGUUCCUAGACGAACCAACGACGGGUUUAGACAGCUUAUCGUGUUCCCAAUGUAUAUCACUUUUGCGAUUGCUAGCUCACCAAGGAAGAACAAUAAUAUGCACAAUUCAUCAACCCAGUGCAUCACUGUUCCAGAUGUUCGAUCAAGUGUACAUUCUGUCACAAGGCACGUGUUUAUACCAAGGAUCUACUAGCAAUUUAAUACCGUAUUUAUCAAAACUCAAAUUGCCGUGUCCUAUGUAUCAUAAUCCCGCUGAUUAUGUGAUAGAAUUGGCUUGCGGUGAUCACGGCAAUGAUAAAAUUGAAAAAAUGGCAAAAGAAAUAGAAAAUGGAAAAUCUUUAAUUUGGACUGGUCUUUCAGAUUUGCUUGCAAUCAACCAAACAGGCGAAUCUCAAGAACAAUCAAAAGAAAUCAACAAUGUUCAUGAAACUUCUUUUAAUAACCAGUUGAAAUGUUUAUUGCAUCGAGGAUUUUUAAAAUGCAAAAGAGAUCCGGAUUUGACUUAUCUACGAUUGGGUGUAAAUGUAGCAGUAAGUAUAUUAUUAGGAACACUAUUUUUACAAAUCGGUGAUGAUGGCAGUAAAAUUUUUGACAAUUACAACUUACUAUUUUCUAUUCUCAUGCACCACGUUGGAUCAACAUUGAUGUUAAAUAUUAUUAAUUUUCCUGCUGAAAUUUCUAUACUGACGAAAGAGCAUUUUAAUAGAUGGUAUUCGUUAAAAUCAUACUAUAUUGCUACGAAUAUACUUGAUAUUCCUAUAACGACGAUUGGUUGUUUGAUAUUUUCCGUGAUAAUUUAUUUAAUGACAGGACAACCAUUAGUUUGGGAUAGAUUUUACAUGUUCACAUUCAUCAGUUGGUUAAUGGUGCUGAUUUCUCAAAGUUUAGGCUUCAUUAUCGGCGCUUGGUUUAGCGUUAUUAAUGGUAACUUCGUGGGCCCCAUUAUUGUCGUCUUGUUGAUGAUGUUCAGUGGAUUUGGCGUGAAUCUGCGAGACAUCCCGUAUUUAUUGAAGUGGGGAACGGAGAUAUCUUUCUUAAGAUAUGGCCUGGAAGCUUUAAUAGCCGCCAUCUACGACAAACGUGGUAUUUUGCCAUGUUACGAACUGUAUUGUCAUUACAAAUAUCCGGAAAAAUUUUUAGAAGAAAUCGCCAUGACCACUGAUAAAUUCAACAAAGAUGUGUUUGUAUUGGUCGUCACUCUACUUAUCACCCGGAUAGCAGCAUAUUUCAUGCUACGACUUAGAGUUAAAGCCAGAGUGUCGUUUUAAUAUUAAAAUUCUCACGGUUUACCUGGCAAGAAUUACUUUAUAAUUUAUGUACACAUAAUUAUCAAAGAUUAAAUUACGUGCCUAUAAUU